AUGUGUCCCGUGGCAAACCAGAUCCGGAACCAUACCAACAAGGUUUGUGUAGACUCGGACUUUGAGGCAUCGGCCAACCCGGUCCUGGUGCUUGAGGAUGCCCCUGCGGGUGCGAAGGCCGGAAAGGCGGCGGGUUGUAAAGUUCUCGGGUUAGCAAUGACGCAUAGCACGCAGGAUUUGCUGGAUGCUGGGGCAGAUUGGGUUGUGCCAGAUCUACAGUCCGUCAAUCUCGUCAAGAGCGCCUCCUCCGACUCUGUUCUAGAGGUGAAAUUAAGCAACGCCAUUAGUUAA
Exophiala aquamarina CBS 119918 is the source of this 291-nucleotide messenger RNA. RefSeq lists its product as uncharacterized. Gene Ontology annotation, molecular function: beta-phosphoglucomutase activity; sugar-phosphatase activity. Bases 1 to 291 code for a protein of 96 amino acids. NCBI's taxonomy places the organism in Eukaryota, Fungi, Ascomycota, Eurotiomycetes, Chaetothyriales, Herpotrichiellaceae. The transcript has a single exon. The record is from RefSeq and is a predicted model, not a curated record.